Molecule: messenger RNA, 786 nt
Organism: Peniophora sp. CBMAI 1063
Lineage: Eukaryota; Fungi; Basidiomycota; Agaricomycetes; Russulales; Peniophoraceae
Source: the annotation of a GenBank genome assembly
AUGCACAUACGCUACCAUGGCCAGCGUCAGCAUAUCGUCGAAUCCCUUGACAGGCUCUUGUACCAGCUACACGUCCUGUCCUUCUUCAUGGCGCCAUCACUGCUCUCCCUCUGCAUCCGCCUCUUCGCCCAACUCCAGAUAUCACGACCGCGCACUGUCGACCCGAAGCGAACGUUACGCUUCUGGUACCUGGUCAUCUUGCUCUUCAAUAUUGGCUCGGUAUGGUCACACGCGAUCAGCGGGGUACCGGAGGGACGGACGGUCAUCCUCGACUUCAUCGGCAUGGCCGUUGAGCCGUCGAAGGCGCAGCUCCUCUUCCUGGAUUUCUCAAUCAUAUUCCUUUCAUUCAUCCUCACCACCAUCUCUUUCGAAACAUCAUACAUCGCGGCCGCACCCGCAGGCUCGACCGACACUCUCGCACCCUCACUUUCACACCACAACGCCUACGAGCCGAUACCAGCAUCAUCAUCACAUACAUCACAUUUCGCCGACACAUUAGUACUCGAAUUGACACUCGCCCACUUCGCGAAACACAUCCGCAACCCGCCACCGCCUCACGACGACGAGCCCGAGGGAAGUCUGCUCCCAUUACCAGCGACAAGUGCUGCGCUACCCCGGGCUUUGCGUGCCAUGAUGCAGGCGCGGGUGGCGCGCACACGGAGACAGACGCCGGGCCAGGGACAGACGCAAACAGCGGGGCAACCCUCGACAGGUGAACCGGCGCGAGCGCAGGGGGACGGUGCCGAAGCGAGGAGAGUGCCGGGCGCGAUGGACGAUCCGGACUGA